AUGCGUUUGCUAAAUGAGGAAUUCCAUAGACAAGCUAUAUGGUUAAUGGCCAAUCACCAUGGGUUAAAUUGGAAUCAUGGUUUUACACCACUACAUGAAUUCCAUAAUAUUAUCCAGAAUGUAACUAAGAAUGUGGAAGCAGUUUAUGUAAAAGGAAGGGAGAAGGCUCAGUACAUUAGAAAAUAUAGUUUAGCACCAGUGUUCGAAAUGGAUGAACACCCGGCUCUACCAAAAUUACCCCCGAAAUGUCCACAUCAUUUAAUACUGACAUGCAUAAAUGACAAUUUGAUUGUGCUGGUGCUGGUCCAUCCACAUGGGUUUGCCACUCUGGUCUAUUGUAGUGUACAAAACAAGGAAGCCGGGUCCCCACCACAAAAUCUGUCGUGGCUUCAAUUGGUAAUUUAUGCCAAGACAUCAACAAUUCCCAAGGAGUAG
Messenger RNA from Psylliodes chrysocephalus, 435 nucleotides. The record is from the annotation of a GenBank genome assembly. NCBI's taxonomy places the organism in Eukaryota, Metazoa, Arthropoda, Insecta, Coleoptera, Chrysomelidae.